CAGAGAAAUGACAGACAGUGUGUGACCUAAUUGCGGAGGGAGAAAAAGAAGAAAGUCGUGGUGAAGGAACGUUUAUCAUGUUCCGCGACUUUGUUAAAGUCGCUGACUUAAAUACACGAUCACGACAGAACGAUCUUAAUUUUUGAGGAAGAAACAUAAUUCGGAAGAGAUGCAAUUGCAUCAUGUCUUCAGAACCAGUUUGUUGAAAAAAUUCCAGUUUCUUACUACUUCAUAAAAAAUUGGCAAUAAAUAAUGAUCUUUCUUAACAUUUUUGUUAUGAAAAAAUUAAUUGUAAAUCUGUAUUCGAUUCUUAAAUUAUGGGGCACUAUAUAAAAAUGAUGCAAUUCCAUGGUGUUACGUGAUGUUACAUGAUAUGGAAUCGUUUUUGCAACUUUUUGAUCCACAAGAUAAUAAGGAUAUAAGAAAGAGACAAUGGGAUGAUUCUGAAAACGAGGGAAAUGGAUUAUCGGAUUGUGAGACUUCCAGUGCUGAUGAGGAUCAAGAGGAUCGUCUGCCACCAGAACCGGAACAAGGAAAUAUAGAGUACAAAUUAAAAUUGAUAAAUCCAUCUAGUCAACGUUUCGAACAUCUUGUCACCCAAAUGAAAUGGAGACUAAGAGAGGGACAUGGAGAGGCAAUUUAUCAAAUUGGAGUAGAAGAUAACGGUAGAUUGGCGGGUUUAACAAAGGAGGAAAUGAAAGCAUCCUUAAAAACACUAAAGGACAUGGCUUCCAGACUAGGCGCUACCAUAAGAGUAUUACGCGAACGAGUAGCUACAAGUAAGGCUUUGGUGUCUCAAAGCAACAAUAGUAAUAAUAAUAAUAACAAUAAUAAGGAGGAAAAGAAGGUUGCUGAAGUGCUAGUAAAAAAAUUACGGAAGGAUGAUAGAGAGGACCAGGACAGUAUCGUAGAUCUAAGACUGGCGGUUACUGGUGGGCAGGACGCUGGAAAGUCGACUCUCUUAGGGGUAUUAACGCAAGGUGAAUUAGACAAUGGUAGAGGCAGAGCAAGACUCAACAUGUUACGUCAUUUGCACGAAAUAAAGACAGGUCGUACGUCUUCGAUAUCGCAUGAGAUUAUCGGAUUCGAUAGCACAGGUCACGUCUUAAAUUACGCUGAAAUGGCUACAGCCGAAGAGAUAUGCGAACACGCUUCGAAAGUCGUCACUUUUAUCGAUUUAGCUGGACAUCGGAAGUACUUGAGGACGACAGUGCUUGGGCUCACAGGAUAUUCACCGCAUCACGUUAUGCUGGUGAUAGCACCUCCUCUGAACGAAGCGUCGCAGGAACACAUGGCUCUCUGUUUAGCAUUAAAACUUCCGUUCUUCAUUGUCGUGAAUAAAAUCGAUUUAGGAUUUUGCGACAUAUCCGACACUCUAGUUCAACUCGAGAAUGCUAUGAGGACGCAGGGCUAUCCUAAGCAAUUAGUAUUGUUCAGCAAUAAUGAAAUACCAUCGUGGGAUUGUACGUCUGAUCUGAUACCAGUAUUUAGUGUCAGUUGCGUCACCGGUGAAGGCCUCGAAGAAUUGACUACUUUUAUCAAAAAUUUGGCACCUUACGAAACGAAUUCGAUUGAUUCGGAUUCGGAAUCGUGUUUAUUUCAGAUUGACGAAACGUUUAGGGUAGCAGGCUUGACGCAACCAGUUUUAGGAGGAUUACUGGUUAAAGGGGCAAUCGCUCCAGGAACUCGUUUAUUAGUAGGACCUCUGCCGGACGGAGAAUUUAGCCCAGUGAAAGUCGUUAGUCUGCAUCGCAAUAAAGCUCCGUGCUGUUUAGUUCGAGCCUCGCAAAGUGCCAGCUUGACCUUGGCACCGCCGACGAAUCGUAGCCCUCCCUUGCCGCACCUUCGCCCAGGAAUGGUUUUAGUUUCUUUACGUGAUCGACCACAUGCAACAUUUUUCUUUCAGGCAACGGUAUUGAUAGUGUACCAUGCUACUGCGAUAUUUCCCGGAUUUCAAACAACGGUGCACGUGGGUAAUGUGAGACAGACCUGUGUCAUCGAGGGAAUAAUGGACGCGACAGACAGGGGACUGCAGACGAACGACACCGCCUCCGUGUUAUUCAGAUUCGUCAGUCAUCCGGAGUAUCUUCACGUUGGAAUGCGAUUGUUGCUCAGAGAAGGGCGUACUAAGGGGAUUGGUAAAAUCACGCAGAUCUUCCCUCUGAUCGGAUCGCAGAACUCGAUCAAAUAAAAGAAAAAUAAAAUUUGACGCGAUGUAAAACAAUAACCGCUAUACCAUCUUUUAAUAUUUGUGAUGUGUAACUUAAAGGAAAAAAAAAAGGAAAAAUGCAUAGAUGUUUUAUAAAAGUAGAAUCGUGUCGCUGGCGUUAUUAGUAUUGAAUAAUAUUUAAUAUUUAUAUUUUUUUUGUUAUAUACUGCUCAAAAUAAUUAUGAAAUCUCUUUUUGAAAUAUCAAUAUUAUGUAUAUAUAAAGCUUUGAACAUUUUUUGUUAGUAUUGUAACAUUUUUAUUUCUUUUGCUACAAGUAUAAAUGCAUAUUUUGCGCAAUUUGGAGGAUUGGUCAAAAAUGUGAUCCAGUUAUUUUUGAGCAGUAUAUUAACAUACGUAGAGAAAGAAUUUUAUUUUAUGUGUUACAGAUAGUUGAGAAUUUUAUUAGAAUAUAUCAGAAAGAGCAGGUUAAGCGGUAUGUUUUACGAAGAGAGAUAGUUAGGAUCUUUUUUGCCUAGAAGCAAUUUUGUGUUCCUGUUUUAAAUGGUGUAUUAACACGUUUUAGAAAAAGAAUUUAUUUUUGUGUGUGACAAGUAGUUAUGAUUUUAUUAGGAUGUAUUCGAAAAGGCAAGACAACUUAUGCAAAGGUUUUUAUUUAAAACUUUUAUUGAAAAGUUUUAUUCAAACUCUUUAUGCAAGAGGGCUUUCAUUAAAACCAAGGACUCGGACCGGAUAAGAAUUAACCGGAACUGGAACCGUAAUCGUAAUCGUUUCGUUUUUGAUCAAACCGAAACUAUAACUGAACUGAAAUUUCAUAAUGUUUAUAAUAUCGGAACCAUAACCGAAUUGGUUAAAUUAUUUACGGUUUUUUUUUUUCAAUUUUUUUUUGUUGGUUCCGAUUUGGUUUUGGUCCGGUCUGAGUCCCUGAUUAAAACUUUGACGUUUAAGCAUAUAUUAUUUAAUUAUUUAGUUUUUUAAUUAGAUUAAUUAGUAUAUAAUAAUUCUUAUGAAACAAAUUGAAAUCUAUUUUAUGUUUAAUGAGAUCAAGAAAAUGAUUUUUUCUUUUUCUAUAAUAUUACUAUGCUUCUGAUACACAAUCUCGAGUUAUGAGCACAGAUUGGUUCAUGGAAUCUGCACAAAUCUUUAUGUACAUUAUGCGAUUAAAUUCGCAAAUUUCAGAUUUUGCAGUAAAUUGCAUUGAACAUAUA
Linepithema humile (Argentine ant) is the source of this 3376-nucleotide messenger RNA. Its product is annotated as GTP-binding protein 2. The record is from RefSeq and is a predicted model, not a curated record. NCBI's taxonomy places the organism in Eukaryota, Metazoa, Arthropoda, Insecta, Hymenoptera, Formicidae. Gene Ontology annotation, molecular function: translation elongation factor activity; GTPase activity; GTP binding. Gene Ontology annotation, biological process: translational elongation.